AUGCUUGCAGUAUAUGCUACCAGCGGUAAUGACGAGACUCCUCUCGCAGGUCUCAAAGUUGGUCAAGUACCUUUGCCUACGCCUCCAGAAGGCUGGGUUCGGGUUAAACUUUUGGCAGCGAGCGCCAAUUACCAUGACAUAUUCACCCUCAAAGGCUUUGGUGUCCAUCCCAUCAAAUUUCCACGCAUCAUCGGUUGCGAAGGUGUUGGAAUGUUGGAAGAUGGAAGCAAAGUGGUUGUUUAUCCGUUUAUGACUGCGCCAGAUUACAUCGGCGAUGAAACACUUGAUCCGGGUCGCCAUGCUCUUUCAGAACUCACUGAAGGAACUCUUGCGCAAUACUUUAUCAUCCCAGCCAAGAAUGUGGUGCCCUUGCCAAGUACAGUGGAUGUCACCUCAGGAGCUGUGCUUGGAAUUGCUUGGCUCACUGCCUAUCGUAUGCUCUUCACAAAAUCGGGCUUGCGAGCUGGACAGACGAUGCUGGUCCAAGGAAGCUCGGGUGGCGUCAGCACAGCUCUUAUCCAGCUUGGAGCGGCAGCAGGCAUGCGUGUUUGGGCUACCGGUCGCACAGCCGAGAAGAGGCAGCUCGCUCAAUCGCUUGGCGCAGAGAAGACGUUUGAACCUGGGGCAAAACUCCCUGCUCAAGUUGACGCCGUCUUCGAUACAAGCGGAGCUGUGACCUGGAAACACUCGAUGGCUUCCGUUAAGGCAGGUGGAACGAUUGUCAGCUGUGGUGCCCAUGGCGGAUUUGAACUGCCCACGGAUUCGUUGCGUCUAUUUGUUGACUCGCUGAGCAUCCAUGGCGUGUAUGCGGGAUCAUUCCAUGAGUUUCAAGAUCUCAUCUCGUAUGUGGCUGCAAAAGGCAUCAAGCCUUGCAUUGGCAAAGUCUUGCCACUUUCUCAGGGUGAAGAAGCAUUGAGAUUAGUUUUCGAGGGUAAAGCUCAGGGCAAGGUGGUGUUGACAGCAGACAGCGUAGCCGCAUAA
Trichoderma atroviride IMI 206040 is the source of this 981-nucleotide messenger RNA. RefSeq lists its product as uncharacterized. NCBI's taxonomy places the organism in Eukaryota, Fungi, Ascomycota, Sordariomycetes, Hypocreales, Hypocreaceae. The record is from RefSeq and is a predicted model, not a curated record. Gene Ontology annotation, molecular function: oxidoreductase activity.